Messenger RNA from Dreissena polymorpha, 6334 nucleotides. Its product is annotated as MOB kinase activator 2-like. The record is from RefSeq and is a predicted model, not a curated record. Gene Ontology annotation, molecular function: protein kinase activator activity. The transcript has 5 exons. The coding region runs from base 439 to 1155 and encodes 238 amino acids. Gene Ontology annotation, cellular component: nucleus; cytoplasm. NCBI's taxonomy places the organism in Eukaryota, Metazoa, Mollusca, Bivalvia, Myida, Dreissenidae. Gene Ontology annotation, biological process: signal transduction; positive regulation of protein phosphorylation.
AAUCAUUCUUAGUAGGAGCAUACACUAGUGUACUUGCAUAUACAGUAGGUAUCUUGCCCACAAAUUUGAGUGGUACAGUAUCCUUGGUUCUGACUGCCAGCAUGAGAGGGUGGUUUUCAGUACAAAUCAUAUUAAUGGACAUUCAGACAGGCAAUAAUUAUGUUGGCAAUUUGCAACCUGAAGUGCUGGGGAGGACCUGCUGUGUGUGGUGUAUUUAUAAUGUAGAAGUCAUCCUAUGUGAAGGCCAGGGCGGACAUUAAUCAGUGACAAUAUACAUAAUACAGGAAACUAGGAAUAAUACACUUAACCAGAAUGAGGUGUAGGAUAUGACCAUGAUUUGAUGAUACAAGAAGUGUCGGUGGUUUUGUGAAAUUUAAUGAAAUUGGCUGUGCACUAUAAAUUGACAUUGUAAAUUUUGAGAGAUCCUCAGUUUUUGUGAUGACUACCGGAAUGUUGUUUGUGUUCAAUUUCUGGAAGGGUCGGAGGAAGGACAAGGAUUCGCCCACCCCUCCCCCACAUGAUGAGUAUAGACAGUACCUAGAGGCCCAGUUUGUACAGGAACGUAUUACAGAUACUGACUUCCAUAGUCUAGUUUCACUACCAGAGUGUCUUGACAGAAACGAGUGGCUUGCAACGCAUGCGGUCUCCUUCUUCAAUCAUGUCAACCUGAUGUACAGCGUUGUAUCAGAGUUCUGCACCAAUGAAACAUGUGCAACAAUGACAGGCCCGGGCAAUGUGCAAUUUUGUUGGACUGAUGAUAGAGGAAAGAGAGGGAAAGAGACGGGCCCACAAUAUGUUGACCUCGUCACAUUGCAUAUACAGAAAAUAAUCUCAGAUGAGUCCACUUUCCCAACCAAGUUUGGUCACCAGUUUCCACCCACGUUUGAAGCCACAGUGAAGAAAAUACACAAAUAUCUCCUACACAUUAUCGCUCAUAUAUAUCACGUUCACUACAAAGAACUGCUGGCGCUGAACCUGAACGGCCACAUGAACAGCUUGUUCACGCACUUCAUGGUGUUUAACAGCCGCUUUGACCUGAUGGAGGAAAAAGACUAUGAAAUGUUAAACGAACUUUUGAAAGCGUUAAUCAAGCAGUUACCGGACCCAAAUCAGAACGAGAGGGGGGAUGCUCCACAGCAGAUGCUGAGAACCUAGCCACUGUUACCAUGGACACGUAGCAGCUAGUAGACUUCUCAUACUUCCUGACACAGAUUCUCAGACGGACAUUCAUUCACUUUAGCUGUUGAUACAUGAAGCUAGUGUGCGUGACAUAAUUAUGCUACACCAUUUCAACCCACAAAUGAAAUGUAUACGCUUGCCAUACUUAAUCCUACAUUAUGGAUAUCAGACUUAUUAACAUCAAUGUUUAUUAUUAUUUUCAAUUGAGUUUUUCAAAAACCUUGCCAAAAUUAUCAUAAGUUUUUGAGGUACGAAUCCGGUACUAUUUAAAUUAAGUUAUGGUGUGCAUUGAAAUACUAUUAAAUUGUUUACUUUUUGAUUGUGUAAUCAAUCAAUGUGAAUAUGAUGUCUGUACUCAAAUUAUGUAGACAUCAGUUCAAAACAUAUCUUGUCUUAUUUUGAAGAAGGAAACUUCAUAUCAAUAUAAUCUGUUGCUGUUUUCAGGAUAAAAGGUUUUUAUUUCAAGUUAUAUUUUUCUUUAAAAUAUUUUAAUGAAUAAUGUUUUGUUAUAAAAUAAAAAAUGUGUCCGCAUUUAGCUUUUGAUUUAACUCUUUGUACAAUAAUAUCAUUAAAACUGUGCAACUUACAAUUUUGAGAUGGAUUGUUGAUAUUGUUAUGGCCCGGGAUCGAAUGAUAGGGGGUAUAUUGUUUUUGGCCUGUCAUUCUGUCACAAAACUUUAACCAAGGUUAACUUUUGCAAUAUUGAAGAUUGCAACUUGAUAUUUGGCAUGCAUGUGUAUCUCAUGGAGCUGCACAUUUUGAGUGGUGAAUGGUCAAGGUGAAGGUCAUCCUUCUAGGUCAAAGGUCAAAUAUAUGGCUUCAAAGCGGCGCAAUAGGGGGCAUUGUGUUUCUGACAGACACAUCUCUUGUUUUAUCCAUAACUUUCGUUGUUUAUUUUACCUGUAGGGAUGUAAAUGGAUAGGUGUUUUUGACAAUAGUUGACCCUUUGAUCUCUAGUCAGAUCUAUGUUUGUAACAUUAGUGAAUACUUACAUGAAGCGUUAUUAAAGCAGCAACUUGUAUUUCUUAGCAAAAAUUGUGGUGACAUUAAAAUCAUGAGGAGUCAAAGUGCAUUCAAUAAUAUCAUAUGGACCUAAGAAGUUGUUUCCACAUGACUUGGAUUGUAAAUGGGUUUCAUUUUAGUAUCAUUGAAAAGUCCAUGAUGCUUAGUGGUAAUACUAAACAAAUGUUUGUGAAUUAAAUUAUAGGAUGGUAUAACUGUUCUGUCUGCUAGUCUAGAGACAUGAACGUUCUCACUUGAAGGUUAUACUGCAAAAUUAAUAUCUAUGUACCAAAUAUAGAUAAACAAGUGAAGUCAAACAGUUUUCGUAAAGCUUGAUUUUUAACAUUAAUACAUGUUUAUUAAACUGAAAAAAUGCAUUUAUCAAAUAAUGUUCUCAUAGUAUGAAAUGCUUUCUUUAUGUAGUGGUUUCUUAAACCCUUUAAAUUAUUACUUUACAUAUUAAUGACAAUAUGAGGAAUUGUCAUUACAAGCAAUAACAUGAUAAGUCUAGCUUUUUAUAACUAAGAGCCUGUGUAUUUAUCCAUUCAGUACAAAGAAAUCUUUGUUAAGAUGAUUGUACACAAGUUAGUUGCCAUACACAAAUAUAAAGGGUGCAUUCUUUUUUUUAUGCCCCCGGAUCGAAUGAUCGCAGGUAUAUUGUUUUUUGCCUGUCUGUCUGUCUGUCAUUCUGUCCCAAAACUUUAAUUAAGGUUAAAGUUUUAGGUUAAAGUUUUGCAAUAUUGAAUAACUUUUGCAAUAUUGAAGAUAACAACUUGAUAUUUGGGAUGCACGUGUAUCUCAUGGAGCUGCACAUUUUAAGUGGUGGUCAAGGUCAUCCUUCAAGGUCAAAGGUCAACAACAACAAAAGCGGCCCAUUAGGGGGCAUUGUGUUUCUGACAAACACAUCUCUUGUUCAUUCUUUAACUUCAAACAUAUACAAUUGUAAAAAAAGUCAUCUUUAACAUCACCUCAUUAUCAAUACUUUCUAUUCAGAGUUAGAUUAUAUAUUGAAUUGUUCUAUGACUCUAUGAUAUUAAUAUACCAAGCAUAUUAGAGAGACACUUGAUAUGUAGAGUGCAAUAGGCAUCUGUGUGUAACAAUACCACACAGUCACGUCAGGUCUUACUGGCUUGAAUGCAGUAUGCAAUCACUGUUGUUUCUGUUGAUCUUUUUUAAACACUUCUUUGUAUGAUUUGCUUGAAUGUGUGUCAACAAAUUAUUCGUCAUCCUUUGUAUAUCAGAAUGAUCACUUAUAAUGGAUAACGAGACUUGAUGCUUGGUGGGUAUUGAGAAAGAAUAUAUUGUGAAAUGUAAAUUAUAAGAAGUUUUGUUAAGUUGUUUAGAUGUGAUAAUUGAGUGUAUGUCCUGUUAUUGCUUCCAUAAUUUAUGAAGCAUUUAUGUUUGUAACUUAUAUAUUAUAAUAGACUUUUGGAGAAGUAAUUUAAUACUGUCAGUAGAGAAAAAAUUCAGAAAAAACGACAGCGUCCAUUUUUGUACAUGCAUUAUUUUGCUAGCAAAAUAGCCAUACUGAGACUGGGUGCAUUUUCUGUGACAUGAUGUUUUGUUGGCAUGAUUAAAAAAUAUCUUGAAAGCCUAUAUCAAUAUUGAUCAUGCUUUCAGACAAGUUUGUGUGCUUUGAUGUCCAUUAUUGUUUUUCCACUGCAGGUUUCUUUCUUGUAUCGUACUUCUGCUAGGCAAAAUUAUGCAAUACCUACUUUUGUUGAAUAUUUGUUUGUUUAGUAUAAUCUUGGAACUAUUUUAUUAAUGCCAUGUUGUAUAUGCAAUUUUCUCAUAACCAAGAAGUAUAAAAGAGUUCACAGUGGGUACUAAAAUCUAUUAAAUAAUUUCACAUAAUUGCAACAAAAAGACUACUUUGCAUUUAUUACUGACACCUAUGCCUUAAUAACUGUCAUUAUACCAUCUGUUUUAGCUCUCCUGAGCUUUUUGUCCAUUGUGCAUUUUCAACAUUUGCCUUGUAAACACUCAAGAUGCCACAUUUAUUGUCCGAUCUUAAUGUCAUUUGGCCAGAAGAUUUGUGCCUACUAUAUCUUUGACAAGUUCAAAAUGGUUCCAAUUGGUUAAAAAACAUGGCUACCAGGAGCGGGGCAUUUUUCCUACUAUGGCUAUACUAAAACCUUGUUUACACUCUAGAGGUCACAUUUAUAGUCCUAUCAUAAUGAAACUUUUUGAAGAUUUGUACCAAUUAUAUCUGAGAUGAGUUUGAAAAUGGUUCCGGUUGGUUGAAAAACAUGGCUACCAGGGGUGGGGCAUUUUUCUUAAUAUUGCCUAAGUAAAACUGUGUUAAUACUCUAGAGGCCUCAUGUAUUGUCUGAUCAUCAUGAAACUUGGUCAGAAGAUUUGUCGCCAUGAUAUCUUGGACAAGUUUUAAAAUGGUUCCGGUUGGUAAAAAAAAAUGGGCACAUGAUAUAUAUAACAGUAUUAAAAUGGAAAAAUGUUGAUAAUAACAUGCAUUGAUUUUAUUUCAUUAUGUAAAGACAGAAAAUUACUAUCAUCAAAUAUAUGAUUAUAUACAAAAUUCCUUGUUCUGUGACACCUAGGUACUCUGUUGUCAUUGGUCCCAAUAACAUGCCAACAACUGUCUUAAAUUUAGAAAUCCAGUUUGAUUGGCGAUAUAGUCAGCGACUUAUCUUGCUUGUGCACUAGGAGAUAUCUUUGUUACUACAUUGUAUAUUCAUGACAAGUAUAUCUGUGCAAGUACGCAUGCUUCAAUGUUAAGUAUAUAGUUGUUUUACCUCUUGUCUGGUAGCAGUUUGCCAUUUGUUGAAAUUUUCUUCUCCUAGAUCAACAUGUCAUUAAUAUUAAAUUGUGCAAUUUUACUUCAAAAUGAUAGCUAGAAUCAUAUCAAAAACGAUUAACAGUACAAUUAUUUUUCUCAAGAUGUGUUUUCCUAGUUUAACAAAACUUUGCAUUUUUCUGCCCAUCUGUUAUGUAUUUAUUGUGAAAGUUUUGUAUUUUAAUUUGAAGUGAAUUACAUUUUAUUUAUGACAGAUCUUUUUUUGAAGCUUUUUUGGAAUACUGAAUUUAGCAGUAUAAUGUAAAGGAGAGCAUAAAAAGUAUGUAAUGUUUCAAAGUGUUAUCGUAUACAAACUUUUUUUUAUAAAUAUAAAUUCCAUGUGACAGUUAAUCUAAAAGAUUUGCCACAUUGUUGUUUGACACAAAACAGUCAUUAUGAUACCAAAAGUAAAAUAUUGUUUAUUGUUGUUCUUGUUUUGGUAUAAUUGAUGUAUGAUUGUUAUUUACGAUGGUGUAUAUGUUUGGUUCCCUCCAGCACGGAUUCAGUGCUGCAUCCAAAACACACCCUUGUUUGGUUUUGAGAACUCACACAGAAUAGGUCUGUAAGAAAUAGGUUUAUGUAUUAAUUACCUGUACGCAAAAUACUGAAAUACCAAGUUGACUUAAUCAAUUUGUCAAAGAGUCAUUUUGAAUUAUUUUCUUUAUGACAUGUAUAUUUCUAAAAAUAAUUAUUUGGCUAUAAAUUUGAGUCGCUUUCUAAGAAAACUGGGCAUAAUGCAUGUGCGUUAAGUGUCGUCCCAGAUUAUCCUGUGCAGUCCGAACAGGCUAAUCAGUGACAAAUCUUUCCGCCUAAAUUGGAUUUUUGCUUAGAAGAGAACGAAAAAUGUCAUAAAAGCGGAAAGUGUCGUCCCUAAUUAGCCUGUGUGGACUGCACAGGCUAAUCUGGGACAACACUUUACGCACAUGCAUUAUGCCCAGUAUUCCCAGAACAAGGAUCAUUUUAUCUACAGCGUCUUGGCUAGCCCGUUUGAAGAGAGCUGGUCACGUCCCAACAUGGUCGCAUGACUUGUGUGGAGAUAUUGGUCACAAAAUUAUUGUUUGGGCGAUUAUACUGAAAAUGGAUCUGACAUAUUUACACUUGGUACUAGUAAACGCUUAGAAUGAUGAAACAUGCCCAGAAAAAGUGUUUGUAUUUUAACUGAUCACAGCUAUAAUUGUAAAUGGAGAAAAUCCUACAUAAACCAAGCGCCAAGCUAAGGGAUGUGUUUUGGUUGCAGCAUUCUAAUAGUACAAGGGAGACAACUUGUCACAUAUCUUAUGGUGAAAUGUUACUGUUCUUGUUUUAUGUUUUUGCGAGAAUAUAUACCAUUAAACAUGUUUGCAAACAAAAUCAAAAUCA